Helianthus annuus (common sunflower) is the source of this 2166-nucleotide messenger RNA. Its product is annotated as transmembrane 9 superfamily member 1. Lineage: Eukaryota; Viridiplantae; Streptophyta; Magnoliopsida; Asterales; Asteraceae. The transcript has 12 exons. Gene Ontology annotation, biological process: protein localization to membrane. Gene Ontology annotation, cellular component: membrane. The record is from RefSeq and is a predicted model, not a curated record. The coding region runs from base 149 to 1915 and encodes 588 amino acids.
AAAGAAAGUCUAAUAAGAUCGAGAAAAACAGCUCGCUCUCUCUCUCUCUCUCACGGAUCCAAAUCAAGCCCUAUUUGCCGUAAUAAAACUCCCCUUUUUUUCUCCGAUCAAUCGCCGUUAGAUCCAAUUUCAUUCGCCGGCGACCGCCAUGUGUCCCGCCCUCCGAUCUCCUCUCCUCUUCAUCGCUUCAUUUCUCCUCAUCUCAUCCUCGGUCUUCGCUUCAGAGUAUGAUCACAAGUAUCAGUCAGAUGAGCCAAUUACCCUGUGGGUGAAUAAAGUCGGGCCUUACAAUAAUCCACAAGAAACAUACAACUACUACAGCCUUCCAUUCUGUCGUCCAUCUGGUAACCCUGGCCACAAGUGGGGUGGUUUGGGUGAGGUAUUGGGUGGAAACGAGCUUAUCGAUAGUCAAAUUGACAUUAAAUUUCAAAAGAAUGUGGACAAGACUUCAAUUUGCGAGCUUGAUCUAGAUGAAUCAAAGGUUAAGCAAUUUAAGGAGGCUAUCGAGAAUAACUAUUGGUUUGAGUUUUUCAUGGAUGAUCUGCCAUUGUGGGGCUAUGUUGGGGAACUACAUACUGAUAGAAAUAGCGAUAGCAAGCAUAUGCUAUUUACCCAUAAGAAUAUUACUAUACAGUACAACAAAGAUCAGAUCAUUCAUGUUAAUCUCACUCAAGAGAACCCAAGACCACUAGAAGCUGGGAAAACACUCGACAUGACUUACUCAGUCAAGUGGACCGGAACUAAUAUUAGCUUUGCACACCGCUUUGAUGUUUACCUGGAUUACCAUUUCUUUGAGCAUCAGAUUCAUUGGUUUUCGAUAUUCAAUUCGUUUAUGAUGGUUAUCUUCCUUACCGGAUUAGUUUCAAUGAUUCUGAUGCGGACUCUUAGAAACGACUAUGCCAAGUACGCUAGGGAAGAUGAUGAUCUGGAAAGUCUGGAAAGAGAUGUAAGUGAAGAAUCUGGUUGGAAGCUUGUACAUGGGGACGUCUUCCGACCGCCUCGUCAUUUGGUUUUAUUGUCAGCUGUUGUUGGAACGGGUGCUCAAUUGGCGCUGCUGAUUCUUCUUGUCAUCUUGUUUGCAAUUGUUGCAACGCUGUACAUUGGGAGAGGAGCAAUUGUCACUACUUUCAUCGUUUGUUACGCGCUCACCUCAUUUGUAUCUGGGUACGUGAGCGGUGGCAUGUAUUCCCGCCAUGGUGGGAAAAACUGGAUAAAGUCGAUGAUCCUGACCGCAUCUCUUUUCCCAUUUUUAUGCUUUGGAAUCGGCUUCGUUCUCAACACAGUUGCUAUAUUUUACGGAUCUCUAGCUGCAAUUCCGUUUGGCACAAUGGUGGUUGUUUUUGUCAUCUGGGCUUUCAUAUCUUUCCCUCUUGCUCUUCUCGGUACGGUUGUUGGACGGAACUGGAGUGGGGCCCCUAACAACCCGUGUCGCGUGAAGACUAUUCCUCGCCCUAUUCCCGAAAAGAAGUGGUAUCUCACACCGUCGGUAGUCUCAAUAAUGGGCGGACUGCUACCUUUCGGCAGUAUUUUCAUUGAGAUGUACUUCGUCUUCACAUCGUUCUGGAAUUACAAGGUGUACUAUGUUUACGGAUUUAUGCUACUUGUUUUCCUGAUUCUUAUCAUCGUGACCGUUUGCGUGACGAUUGUGGGAACGUAUUUUCUGCUUAACGCGGAGAAUUACCACUGGCAAUGGACUUCAUUCUUCUCUGCAGCCUCGACGGCUAUUUAUGUCUACUUGUAUUCGAUAUAUUACUACUCGGUUAAGACCAAGAUGUCGGGCUUCUUCCAAACCAGCUUUUAUUUCGGAUACACCGCCAUGUUCUGCCUCGGUUUAGGAAUUCUCUGCGGGGCUGUCGGGUAUUUGGGUUCUAAUCUCUUUGUGAGACGGAUUUACCGGAACAUCAAGUGUGAUUAAGGCUCAUAACGGCCCCACUGUGGCCUCCGAGGUUUUGUAGCUUGUUUUGUUGAUACCAAAUGAAAGAUUUAAAAGGAGGGUUGAGGGGCUUGUUAUUAUUUGUAACUUUUGAGGAAUAUGUAGAAGAAAGGUUUAGAGAAAUGCAAGACUGUUAAUGUAGCAGGUUCUUAAGAAAAAACUUGUUAUAUACAUCUUCUAUUGUAUUCUUAUUCAUCAGUCAUUUCAGAAAAUAAACUUCCAUCAUUUAUCUA